Messenger RNA from Fusarium vanettenii 77-13-4, 1218 nucleotides. RefSeq lists its product as uncharacterized. The record is from RefSeq and is a predicted model, not a curated record. Lineage: Eukaryota; Fungi; Ascomycota; Sordariomycetes; Hypocreales; Nectriaceae. The transcript is spliced from 2 exons. Gene Ontology annotation, molecular function: protein dimerization activity. Bases 1 to 960 code for a protein of 319 amino acids.
AUGGCCGACGUAUCAUUCGAUUACUUUGAUCACCCUCAGCACAAACAGAACCUUGGUGUUCCUGCAUCCUUCUACGACCCCGCAGACUUCAGCGGUGAUUCGGCCCAUUCUCCCGACUCGCCCCUCUCUCCCGUUUUUGCCAACCCCUAUCAGCUUCCCGUCUCUAGCGACUGGGUGAGCUGGGACGACAAGGCUACUCUCUCUCCUGAUCUUGACACCCUCCCCAAGCAGGAGCCCUUUGAGAACAUCAACCUCUCCACCAUCCCCUCCCGAAACAGCAUGGAGCUCAGCCCCGCCAUCAACCCCCACGACCUCUCCGGCACUAUUCCGGACGCCGUUCCCUUUGGUCGAGUCGGCCUGAACGACAUUGACGCUCAGCCUCUCUUCCAGACUCCCAUGCCUUCCAUCUCUUCUCAACCUCCUCAUCUUCAGUCCUCCAUGAUGCCUCCCACCACCAACCCUCAGAUGUCGGCCAUGAACAGCAUGGCUGCCAAGGACGCACGCAACCGAUAUCCUUCGCGCAAGCGCAAGUCUUCGGGCUCUGGCUCCUCUUCUUCUCGCUCCUCUGCUUCUCCCCCUCCCGCCACCCGCCGCCAUGGCUCGCCUCCCAAGAAGACUGCGCACAACAUGAUUGAGAAGCGCUACCGCACCAACCUCAACGACAAGAUCGCCGCCCUCCGCGACUCAGUCCCCGCUCUCCGCGUCAUGGUGCACCGGUUAGAGACCCAGGGUGCUGAUGGCCUCGAGGAGGAUCCCGAGGAGGAUCUCGGUGGACUCGCCCCCGCGCACAAGCUCAACAAGGCCACCAUCCUCAGCAAGGCGACCGAAUACAUUGCACAUCUGGAGAAGAAGAACAAGAGCCUCGCACGCGAGAACAACCAGCUCCGGAAUCGCGUCGAGGGCUUUGAGAUGCUCGUCAUGUCCCGAGAUCAGGCGCCACCCGCUGGUGUCUGGGCUUAAGGCAUCAUAGACAUAGACACUGUGAUUUUUGCAUUGCAAUUUUCUUGGGCGGAGAAAGCGAGCGCGAGACGUGAGCUUGUGUGAUGAAUCAUGAUAUCCCUGGAGUUUCUGGCGCAAGAGAGGAAUGGACGGACACUGAUUAAAUUCGCGAACCUGGCGCAGCGGACAUUGGUUACCGGCCUGAGGGCCUUGGGAUCAAAACUUGGGCAGGAUUUUGUUUGGAAUAGUUAUACCAUCUCCAAUACACUCUUAAUAUUG